Molecule: messenger RNA, 3345 nt
Organism: Suillus subalutaceus
Lineage: Eukaryota; Fungi; Basidiomycota; Agaricomycetes; Boletales; Suillaceae
Product: SNF2 family N-terminal domain-containing protein
Exons: 20
Coding region: 1-3345 (1114 amino acids)
Molecular function (GO): nucleic acid binding; zinc ion binding; hydrolase activity, acting on acid anhydrides, in phosphorus-containing anhydrides
Source: RefSeq, a predicted model, not a curated record
AUGACCCAGGACUUUCAACCUCGUGGUGGUCUUUUUUUUGCAGGUUCUGACGAUGAGGACGACGUAAAUCCCAUGACUGCUCAGAUUGAAGUAUCAGUGCAGUCAGCAUCUCACCAACUAGCUCCGUCAUCAGGUCCACCUUGCUCCCCACACGAGAAGCGUCUGUUCUUUGCCGAUAGUGACGAUGAAGAUAUUCCACGUUUCCAAACUCCAAGGCCAAUUGCGAUUGAUUCGGAAUUUGUCGUGAGUGGCAAUGACAGCGAAAGCGACCUGGAGAUACCCUCCUUUGAAGAAGUUCCUCGAGCUUCCAGCAUUAGUAGACCACCGGUCAAGAAGAGGCGACUCUCACCUCCUUCCAAGAUUCAGGCGCGUACGGGACAAGCAUCAUUUGAUCAUCCUGCAUAUCUUGGAUCAUUCCUUGUCGGGAAUGCCUGGAGUACUGUUAGAGGCAAAGGUUAUAUCAAACCAGGCGACACCAUUGGCAUCGAACGAGAUGAUCCUGAUGAUUUUAAAUCUGGCCUACUAGUCUCAGGCAAAGGAAAGAAGAAAGCCCUUCCCGAUAACGGUAAAAAGAAGCAACUUACUCUCGGUGCUAUGCUGAAAUCGCAGCCACCCAAAACGACGAAGAAAGCCGACACGGUAGUUCGCCUUACGAAUGACCGUGGUUUCGAGUUUGGCCGUCUUCCGCAGCAUGUUUCAUCUUGGGUUUCAAGGCUUCUUGACUUCGGAAUUAUCGACUUCAAGGGCAGUACAGUGGUGGACUGCCCAGCCACUCUGCAUUCUGGCGCGGACUUGAUAGUCUCGUUGUCUGUAUAUGUCCGUGCAUCUGCGUUCAAGCCACCGAGUACUUCCGCAGAGGGGUCACCGAACACGAUGUUCAAUCAGGGACAAGAAACACACGAUGAACAGACUCUCAGAGAACGAAAAUCUGCGCUACUCUCUCUCUUCGAAGCUAACCUGACGCAACAUGCUGGCGGUGCCAAGAAGAAGAAAAUCGAAAUUGUCGGCGACGGCGAGGAAGUCGAAGUAGAAGAAGGCGAAGAGCUAUCUGAUAACGAGUUGGACGUCAUCUACAAGAAGCGGUGUUACAGAGCCCAGAAGAACGACCAAUCGAUGGCUGAGAUGGAUCCUCCUGACACGUUUACAUUAACACUGAGGGGAUACCAGAAACAAGCACUUAUGUGGAUGCAUUCAAAGGAAUCAGGUGAAAUAUCUGCCAGAGAAGCUAUGUCUAUGCACCCCCUCUGGAGCGAAUAUGCGUUCCCUGCCGAGCCUCAAGAUGGUAUAAUCGAUCUGACUGAAGACGAGAAGCUGUUCUACUUCAACCCUUACUCAGGAGAACUCAGUCUUGACUUCCCUAAAGCGGAGCGCAAACUCAAAGGAGGGAUCCUCGCUGCAUGGGAAUGGGAAAAAACCAUUAUGUUAUCCGCUCUCAUUCAUACAAACCGAGGUCCGGAACCUAUUCUUCCUGAUGAUACCUCCAGGGAUCUUGCACGCACUCGUCAGCUGAAACUUGACAAUGCCUUUCGGUCAAGAGCUCUCGGACAAAGGAGGAAGCCUACCAAAGGCCCUUCUGCGACAUUGGUUGUUGCUCCUACCUCACUGCUCUCCCAGUGGCACGAGGAACUCCAGCGGUCGAGUGCACCAGGGACCCUUAAAGUCACUGUCUGGCACGGACAGAACAGGCUAGACUUGGACGGUAUAGAAGAUGAUUCAAUGGAUGAUGCGUCUAUCACCGUGAUUAUUACAUCCUAUGGCGUGCUCGCCUCCGAACACUCCAAACUCCUCAAGUCCGAUGGUCAAUCUUCUAUCUUCCAAGUGGAGUGGCUACGAGUCAUCUUGGACGAAGCUCAUCACUGUAAAUCCAGGACAAGUAAGACUGCACGAGCUGUGUACGCUCUUCGUGCUAGACGUAGAUGGGCCGUGACAGGAACUCCCAUUGUCAAUAAACUUGAGGAUCUUCAUUCGCUUCUCCAAUUUCUAGAGUAUACACCAUGGUCGUUGUACUCAUUCUUCCGCUCCUUCAUUACUGUGCCAUUCCUCGCUCGUGAUCCCAAAGCAAUAGAAAUAGUGCAAGUGAUCCUCGAGAGUAUCCUACUCCGACGCGAGAAGAACAUGCGUGACAACUCUGGAAAACGCAUCGUCGAAUUGCCUGCGAAGGAGGUCACUGUUGAUACACUGCACUUUACGCCUGCAGAACAAAAGAUAUACAACUCUAUUUAUAAUGCGGCAAAGCGGGACUUCGAUCAGCUCAAUGCGAAAGGGCUUGUAGGUAAAAAUUACACCCACAUUCUUGCUAUGAUUAUGAGACUGCGACGGGCAGUACUUCAUCCAGAUCUCGUCACUGAUACUGGCGACGGGACAGAGACUAAACCUUCUGGACACUCCAAAGACGGAGCGAUUGACGUGGACACCCUGAUGAAUGACAUCUCAGAGCAUGAUUUGUCGAGUGGCUCGAAAGCGGCCUAUGCUGAGAGCGUUUUAGCCAAUAUUGACACGCCCAAUGAUGCAGAAUGCCCAAUCUGCCUCGAUGUGAUGCAGACACCGUCCAUCAUCCCUCCCUGUAUGCAUCAAUGUUGUAAAGAAUGCAUCAUAUCAUAUCUUGCGACGUGCACGGACAAGGGAGAGGUGCCGCGAUGCCCAACGUGCUCGCAAGGACCAGUCAAGGAGCAAGACCUCAUUGAGGUUCUCCGACCGUCUGGUCAAGAUAGUCCACACCAGGAGUCCACAGGGGGCGAAAAAGAAGGGACGUCGACAUCAGAAGUCUUCCUGCGCCGAAAUGAUUUUAGAUCGUCCACGAAACUAGAUGCGCUGGUACAAAACCUCAGACGACUUCGAGAUCAGGACCCAUACUUCCGUGCUGUCGUCUUCUCGCAGUUCACGUCUUUCCUUUCGAUUAUCUCUGUGGCACUGGACCGUGAACGCCUCUCAUGGUAUCGUUUUGAUGGAUCAAUGGACCUCAAGAAACGCAAUGCUGCCAUAUCAGAAUUCAAGCAGAACGAGCGGAAGCCCAAGGUUCUCAUUGUCAGCUUGAAAGCAGGUGGCGUUGGUCUGAACCUGACGAGCGCUAACCACGUCUUCAUGGUUAGUUGGCAUCUGGGUAUUCGUCUAUGGUUGACCGUACUGACUUCGGUGACAGCCAUCGAUCGCGUGCACCGAAUAGGCCAAGAGAAAACUGUCUAUGUCAAACACUUUAUAGUCGAUCACACCAUCGAAGGCCGCAUACUCCAGAUCCAAAAACGCAAGACUGCCAUUGUCAAAGAGGCGUUCCGGGGGAGCGAUAAAUCGGGGAAAGCAGACCCGGAGAGUCUCGAGAACCUGAAAGUUAUAUUUGGUGAUAAUUAA